GGCGGUGUAUGGCGCUGCGUAGCUCUGUGGAUGGCCUAUAACUGCUGAGCUAGCGCCGGAGUAACCGUACAGCCCAUUGCAUACAAUUGGUCAGCUCACUUUUCUGGCCAAUGGUAGCUGCACGUUUGUAGAAGGAGAAUCCAAUGGUAGCAAGCACGUUUGUUGAAGGAUAAUAUGGUUAUAAAUUACUUCUAGUGUUGCUAAUUGAGAAACCAUGAUCAGACUUGUGACAAACUAUCAGAACUUUGGCAAAAUGAUUGUUCCGGUCAGAUGCUUCACAUGUGGAAAGAUUGUUGGAAAUAAGUGGGAGGCGUACCUUGGGCUACUGCAAGCGGAGUAUACUGAGGGGGAUGCUCUGGAUGCGUUAGGGCUAAAGAGGUACUGCUGCCGCCGAAUGCUACUAGCACACGUGGACCUGAUAGAGAAGCUUUUAAACUACGCUCCUCUGGAGAAAUGAAAAGUGAUUUGGGUACCGGAUGCUGUCUCCUGCCUGAUGUGGAACAAAACUUCUUCCUAGAAAUUACACAGCUCUGAGCGUAUAAUUUACUUGUCCUAUGGCUAAAACAAGGCCACACAUUCCUCUGUCUAACACACUGCUUCCUCUUCAAAAAGGCUUUUUAAAAAAAAAAAAAAAUUAAUAAAGGUUUUUUUUUUGUUAAUAGAAAA
Messenger RNA from Pseudophryne corroboree (corroboree frog), 666 nucleotides. RefSeq names its product RNA polymerase II, I and III subunit L (gene POLR2L). The coding region runs from base 215 to 457 and encodes 80 amino acids. The transcript has 4 exons. Gene Ontology annotation, cellular component: RNA polymerase I complex; RNA polymerase II, core complex; RNA polymerase III complex. Gene Ontology annotation, molecular function: zinc ion binding; DNA binding. Gene Ontology annotation, biological process: tRNA transcription by RNA polymerase III; transcription by RNA polymerase I; transcription by RNA polymerase II. Lineage: Eukaryota; Metazoa; Chordata; Amphibia; Anura; Myobatrachidae. The record is from RefSeq and is a predicted model, not a curated record.